AGAGAGGGAGAGAGAGAUGCUGUCGGUGUUGUGUCCGGUGUGACUUAUCUAUCCUACUCUGAUGCUGUCGGUAACGGACUGGCUGCGCACAAACCUGCACACACACUUCUCUAUCUUUGACACACACACAUACACACACACACUCACUUACACACAUACACCAGGAGGACCGGACUGGCGCACUGGAAAGAGAGGAGGGAAGAGAGGGAAAGGGACAUAUGUCAGAUCAGAUCGUGCAGAGGAAUGCACCGGAUUCCGCUGCACACUCGUCCGGCCUGUCCCGCACUAAGGGCUGCGCUGCGUUAACGGGACACGACACCGGGCCGAGCAAGGGGCGGGAGGACCGAACCGGGAUAGUGUGAGAAAUAAGUCACCUGGCGGCGGAGGGAGGGGAGGAAGGGAGGAGUGCUGGAGGGGAGCUGUGCCCUGCUGACAGAGCUUUGUUUUGGGUUAACAACACCUCUUGCGCGCAACGGAGACUCUGCGCAAAGUUUCCCCGAUGGCGCUGGUGAUGGAGCCGGUUAGCAAAUGGAGCACGAGCCAGGUGGUGGACUGGAUGAAAGGUCUGGACGACUGCUUGCAGCAGUAUGUGUGUGUGUUUGAGCGCGGAGGUGUGUGUGGGGAGAGGCUGCUGAGGAUUAGCCACGCCGAGCUAGAGGACCUGGGAGUUUCUCGCAUUGGACACCAGGAGCUCAUUCUGGAGGCUGUCGACUUGCUCUGUGCUUUGAACUCUGGUCUGGAGACGGAGAGCGUCAGGACUCUGGCUCACAAACUUGGCGCCUCGGCCAAAAACCUGCAGAACUUCAUUUCCGGCCGCCGCCGCAGUAGCCAAUCAGAGAGCAGGUCCUCGCGGCGUCUCCCCAAUGAUCUGCUGACCUCCGUUGUCGACCUCAUCACCGCUGCCAAGAGCCUGCUGGCAUGGCUGGACAGGUCUCCCUUUGCUACAGUGGCAGACUACUCAGUAACCCGAAAUAAUGUCAUUCAGCUCUGCCUGGAGCUCACCACCAUUGUACAGCAGGACUGUACGGUGUUUGAGACGGAGAACAAAAUCCUUCAUGUGUGCAAGACUCUGUCGGAGGUGUGUGAGCACAUCGUGUGUGUGUCAUCCGACCCGCUGGUUUCUCAGUCAGCCCACCUCGAGCUGGUUCACCUUACCAACAUCAAAUCCUCAGAAGGCCUGGGAAUGUACAUCAAGUCAACCUACGACGGCCUCCACGUAAUCACAGGAACUACUGAAGGGUCUCCAGCUGACCGCUGUAAGAAGAUCCAUGCCGGAGAUGAAGUCAUUCAAGUCAAUCAUCAGACUGUGGUGGGCUGGCAGUUACGUAACCUGGUCGGCUCGCUGAGGGCAGAUAAAGGCGUCGUGUCCCUGACCCUGAAGAAGCGUCCACAGAGCACGCUCAGCUCGGCCCCAGCUUUGCUGAAGAACAUGCGCUGGAAACCCCUAGCUCUGCAGCCAACCAGAAGCCCGGGCAGCAGUUCGGCCACACCCUCAGGCACACCCACCAAGAGCUCCGCCAUCCAGGACCUUUACAUCCCCCCUCCCCCUGCUGAGCCAUACAUGCCCAGAGAUGAGACAGGAGCCUUGCCUGGAGAUGAGGCAUCUCGUAACCACGUCGGCGUCAGCGUUGCUAAGCGCUCUGAGUCACCAAACUCCUUCCUGGAUCAAGAGUCUCGCCGGCGAGAAGAGGAGGAGCCCGUGUACUGCACCACGCCUACAUAUGGAAGGCUGAGGCCCGUCUCCAUGCCUGGGGAGUGUAACUGGGUGGGCGACUAUGAAGAUCCAGCCAAGCUUAACAGAGAAAGCCGCAGAGAAGCGUCACUGAUGCGUUACGUGGGACUGUCCGGCGUGGACGAGAGGACCGGCUCCGAUGACUACUCCUCCCACACUGCUCGCCCGGGCAAACGGACCAAUGACACGGCAAAACGUGCCAAAAGACGGAGCCACCACAGCCAAAGCCCCUCCCACUACGUCCUCCAGACAAAUCAAAGAAAUUCUCCACCAAGAGACCCGGCCUCCAUUUAUCACACAUACCAACAGUCCUCUUCUCUGCAGUCAAAAAACAGGAAGAAGAAUAAAGGACGAAGUUUGGCCUCCCUGAGUCGGAGGCGUGUUUCCUGCAAGGCGCUGGGCAGAGGAGACUGCGAGGGCUGGCUCUGGAGAAAGAGAGAUGCAAAGGGUUACUUUUCACAGAAAUGGAAGAAAUACUGGUUUGUUCUGAAGGACAACUGCCUGUACUGGUACAUCAAUGAGGAGGAUGAGAAGGCUGAGGGUUUCGUCAGUCUUCCAGAGUUUAAGAUUGACCGGGCCAGUGAAUGUCGCAAGAAGUAUGCUUUCAAAGCAUGCCACCCCAAGGUCAAGAGUUUCUACUUUGCAGCAGAUGGAGUGGACGACAUGAACAGAUGGCUGAGUCGUCUCAACAUGGCCGCUGUGGGCUACGCCGAGCGAGAGAGGAUACGCCAGGAGCAGGAUUACUGGAGUGAGAGUGAACAUGAGGAGGACACCACCUCCAGCCCCAAACAGGACAGUCCCCCACCUCCAUAUGACACAUACCCACGGCCUCCAUCAAUGAGUGCCUUUUUGGAAGGCCGGACCACUCGACUGUCCUCCACGGAGACGUCCCGAUCACGCUCUUCCCAGGAGGACUUCCUCUGCGGCGAGCCUCCCGUGGUGUGUGCAGAGCCGCAGUACCAUCCAGGUCCUCUAGGGGGAGGCACCACGCACAGCGGGAGGAAACCAGGGGGCAGCAGCAGCAGCGACGUGCAGUACAGAUGUGAUGCUGUAGAGUACCGUUCCAGUCCGGCGGGGGGCAGUAGUGAGACAGGCUCACCGGGCCGCUCUUCCUCGUCUCAGAGACGUUCAUGGCAGGACUUGAUUGAGACACCGUUGACUGAGGCUGGACUGCACUACUUACAAACUGGACCACUAGAGGACGCCGUCUUUGCUGAGCCCAGUCCGGGCUGCGGGACUAUGAUGGCCGGAGCUGUUUACACUCUUCCGGCACAGAGGAAUGUCCCGUUGCCCAUGGCGAGGCAGAGGCUGAUUCCUAUGGCAACCCAGGGAGGGAAACCCCGCAGCUUCACACUGCCACGAGACAGCAACCUACACACACUCCUCACGCCCCCAGCGAAAGAACAACAGCAAACGCACAGUGGCGGCAGCGAGGGUGCAUCCCUGGGCGACCUGUUUCGUGCGUGUGAGCAGGGUGGUGUGUGUCCUUUGGGUCGCGGGUCGGACGGCAAAGGCCAAUCAGAUUGCAGGCAGUCCUUCUUGCGACGGGCCGCCGACCCUCAGCUCAACGACCGUCUGCACCGCCUCCGUAUACUCACCUCCACGCUGAAGGACAGGGAGGGGGAGCUAGCACUGAUUGACAGGCUGUUGGCCAAUCCCCAGCUGUCGUCGGCAGAGUUCCAGGAGUGGAAAAGAGCCUAUCAGGAGCUGUUCUCUCAGGAGCCAGACUCGACCGCUGAAUCAGACCCUGGCCCGCCCCUCACGCCCUCGCUCUCUCACACACACUCCUACAUCGAGACCCACGUCUGACGAGUGGAACACACUCUCACACACACACGCUCACACAUGUUUGAGUUUCUCCUGAUUCUGGAA
This is a messenger RNA of Etheostoma cragini (Arkansas darter), 3604 nucleotides long. RefSeq names its product connector enhancer of kinase suppressor of Ras 2a (gene cnksr2a). NCBI's taxonomy places the organism in Eukaryota, Metazoa, Chordata, Actinopteri, Perciformes, Percidae. The transcript has 24 exons. Bases 500 to 3541 code for a protein of 1013 amino acids. Gene Ontology annotation, biological process: regulation of signal transduction. Gene Ontology annotation, cellular component: cytoplasm; membrane. Gene Ontology annotation, molecular function: protein binding. The record is from RefSeq and is a predicted model, not a curated record.